AUGGCGAGAAAGCUCAAAGGUAAGGCAGGUCACCAGGGCUUGAAGGCCACGCUUCAAAGACACCAAAAUCUCGAGAAAUUGAGACGGCUUCAUAAAAGGAAAGAAGAGAACAAGAAAUUGCAGCCUAGUGCACAAGUGAGAAAAAAUCAAGAAACCCAAAAGGUAAAUGAGGCAAGAUUUGUCCCUUUCCAGGAAAAUGAGACCUUAUUGCUAGUGGGAGAGGGCGAUUUUUCGUUCACCCGCUCAUUAGUGGAACAGGGCUACAUGAAAGCUGAGAAUUUAAUCGCAACCAGCUACGAUGCUUCACCUGCUGAGUUGGAGCUUAAAUAUCCGCAUUCUUUCAGAGAAAAUUACACUUUUCUAAUAGAAAACAAGGUGAAGAUCUUUUUCAAGGUGGAUGCAACGGACCUGAUAAAGUCUUUUGAUUUAUCGAAGAAAAAACCUUGGAGCAAAGUGCUAGGCCCUUCUUGGAAGCAGAAAAGUUUGCAAAACAUUAUUUUCAAUUUCCCCCACACUGGUAAAGGCGUCAAGGAUCAAGAUCGGAACAUUGUCGAUCAUCAGCAAUUGGUCAUUGGAUACUUCAGAAGUUGCAAAAAAUUAUUCGAACUCGUAAAUGCACCAGUUGUGCAAAGCAGGAUGUCAUACAAUCAAGGAUAUGAUUCUUCUGAGAGACUUGGCGGCUUGACGUCCGAAGGUUACGGUAAGAUUAUACUAUCUGUGUUCACUGGCGAACCGUACGAUUCGUGGAUGAUCAAAAGCCUAGCGAAAGAUUGCAACCUUUGUGUGGAAAGAUCGAACAAAUUUCAAUGGAAUUACUAUCCGCAAUAUCACCACCGCAGAACUAACAGUGAGCAAGACACCACUAAGCCGGCGCAGCAGAGGGAAGCCAGGAUAUACGUUUUCCAAAAGUUCAUGCUUCCGCAGGCUAAGCGCAAAGCCGAAAGUGAUGAUGAAGCGUGA
This is a messenger RNA of Torulaspora globosa, 960 nucleotides long. RefSeq names its product 25S rRNA (uracil2634-N3)-methyltransferase (gene BMT5). NCBI's taxonomy places the organism in Eukaryota, Fungi, Ascomycota, Saccharomycetes, Saccharomycetales, Saccharomycetaceae. The record is from RefSeq and is a predicted model, not a curated record. Gene Ontology annotation, biological process: rRNA base methylation. The transcript has a single exon. Bases 1 to 960 code for a protein of 319 amino acids. Gene Ontology annotation, cellular component: cytoplasm. Gene Ontology annotation, molecular function: rRNA (uridine-N3-)-methyltransferase activity.